AAAUAUGGACAGGUGCGAUCGAAGACUGAGCUAUGCGGCUGGCAAAAAGAAGGUGCUCUGUGUGGGCAACGCUGUUGUCGAUUGCAUUUCGAUUGUCAAUAAAUUUCCUAAGGUGAUGAAGCCCGAACGCUGUGUGAAAGGCAUCUGGCAGCGCGGGGGGAAAGCGACAAAUACGGCAACUGUGUUGCGCAAUCUCGGCAUGAACGUGGAGAUCUUUGUGAUGCUGAGCACUAAUCCAAUGUUUCGAUUGCUUUUGGAUGAUUUGCGUCUGCGAGGCAUUGGCAUUGACAAUUGUCCGCGGCAUGAGAGCAAUCCACCCUUCUCCUUAGUGUUCCUCACUAGGGACACAAAGACCUGCACCAUUACCAACUGCACCUCAAAGUUUCCCUAUGUCACGCUGGAGGACUUCAAGAAACUGGAUCUCAACAAUUACGGUUGGAUACAUUUUCGCGGACGUCCAUCGGAUGAGGCAAUGAUGAAACAUGUGGCUGCGCACAAUGCAAUGCACAAAGAAAAGAUUUUCGUAUCCAUGGAAGUUGUGUCGGAUCUGGAUAAUCUUUGGCCCAUGCUGGAGUGUUGUGACUAUGCCUUCUUCUCGAAGCAGUUGGCAUUCCAAUAUGGCUGGCAGAGGCCCAGAGAUGCUUGUCGAUGCUUGGAUGAGAUGAUGGGAUUUCGCUUGACCAACAAGCGUCCCUAUGUCCUCUUCAUGUGGGGCAAGCGUGGCGUCGGACUCCUCGACAACGUUGGCAACUAUCUGCGGGUGCGUGCGCAUAAGAUCGCUCGGGUUGUGGAUGCUCUCGGUGCUGGGGAAGCCUUUGUAGGUGCCUUCAUCUAUGCGUUGUAUGUGCGAGAGCGAACUGCCACGAUUGCCGCCAGCUUUGCCAAUCGCAUGGCCGCUCACAAGUGCACCAAAUUUGGCUUUGAUCAUAUGGCCAAUAUUUUAGUUGAGCCGCCAUUGUAAAUAUUCUCAAAUUAAACUUGUGUAAAAAUGGUU
Molecule: messenger RNA, 994 nt
Organism: Drosophila sulfurigaster albostrigata
Lineage: Eukaryota; Metazoa; Arthropoda; Insecta; Diptera; Drosophilidae
Product: ketohexokinase-like
Exons: 1
Coding region: 5-961 (318 amino acids)
Biological process (GO): fructose metabolic process
Molecular function (GO): ketohexokinase activity
Source: RefSeq, a predicted model, not a curated record